UUUAAUUUUCUAAUAUUUUUUUCUUAUUUAUAAAUUUAAAACAAAUUUUAAGCCAAAAUAAUGGUAGAAAAUAUGUGUAGAGCUUGCUUACUCUCUGAAGAUAAUGAAAUUUCAUUUCAAAAUAUGAGGAUACCAUUUAUGGAUCAGGAUAGUUCAACCAUAGGGAUUAUUUUUAGUAGAAUCAGUACAGUAAGACAUGAUCCAAACGAUGGACUGCCGCAAAAAAUUUGUCAAAAAUGUCUUGAACAGCUAUCUUCUAGUUAUGAAUUUCAAAAGAAAUGCAUUCAAUCUGAUAUAGAACUUAGGAAUUUAAUAGGAAAUGUUCCUGAGUAUGCUGCAACUAAAAACAUUAAAAUAGACAAAGGAAUUAAAAUUGAAACGGGAGAAUCGGAAUUAGAAGCAGAAAUUGAUGAUUGGUUUGUUUAUAGUGAUGAAGAAAAACCGACACACGUAUUUGAUUGUUUAGCUGAAUCAAUUAACAGCAUAGAAGAUCCUCCCAUUGAAGGACCAAAUCCAAAAAAUAAAAGAAAAAGUCGAUAUAAAUGUGAAGUUUGUAAUAAAGUUUUCGACAGAAAUUCUAGUUUUACUCGUCAUUUGAAAUCUCAUAAGCCAGGAGAGAUUUUUGACUUUGAAUGCGAAAUUUGUAAUUGCAAGUUUACAAAGGAAAAAAAUCUUUCAAAACAUUUAAAAGAAAAGCAUACAGAUUCCACUGAAGGAUGUUUUCCUUGUCCACAUUGUCCACGAAAAUUUUUAAAAAAAGCUUCAAGGUCGGCUCAUAUGCAAUGUCAUAAAAUUGGAUCUAGUUUUAAUAUUGGAAAAUUUGAUGUGGAAGAAGAACAAGAGAUAGAGGCGGAAGAAGUUAAACUCUUUGGAGUUGACGUAAAACCAUUAGAAAUACCUAAUUUGCAUAACCUGGAAGAUCAUCAAAUCGAAAACAGCAUAAAAAAUAUCAAAAUGGAGAACACUAAUGAUCCAGCGUUUUUGAUUUUCAGAAAAGAAGGGACAAAUUAUGACGAUAGCGAUGAAGUUGAAUUACCAAACCCCAAAAAUAGGAGAAAAGCGAUUCAUGAGUGCGAAGUUUGUGAAAAAAAGUUCGACAGAAAAUAUCGAUUACAAAGGCAUUUAAAUAUUCAUAAUCCAGAAGGUCGUCCGUUUGAGUGUCCAGUUUGCAAAUGGCGUUUUGCAUCAGAACAAAAUUUAACAAGACAUGCAAUUAUGCAUACAGCAGUUGCCGAUUGUAUUAAGCUAAAUGAUGAGAAACCCAAAAUUUAUCGAUGUUUAUACUGUCCUAGGAAAUUCGCAAAAAAAGAAUCGUUAGCAUCACAUAUGAGAGUACAUAAAGCGAAUAUGCCUCCACAAGAGGCACAAGAAAAAAAUUUCAAAUGUCAGUUUUGUCCAAAAGCUUUUUACAAAAUUACUUCUUUGACCAGACACUUAUAUACUCAUGAUGAUGAAAAAGAUUUUAAGUGCAAUUUAUGUGAUAAAAGUUUUUCCCUUCGAGGACAGUUGGUAGAUCAUAUGAAUUGGCACAAAGGAAUUAAACCAUUUCGCUGCAGCAUUUGCCCAAAAUCAUUUAAUCAGUCUUGUACAUUAAAAGAUCAUAUGCGGACGCAUAGUGGUGAAAAACCUUUUCUAUGUUCAGAGUGUGGCAAAGGAUUUAAUAACUCUUCUAAUUUGAGGCAACAUACAUUAAGACAUUCAGGUGAUAGACCUUUUAAAUGCGCUGAAUGUCCCAGCAGUUUCACUUCUAAAGGGGGCUUAAAAUCCCAUAUGAGUACUCAUACAAAACUUAAACCUCAUGUUUGCGACACUUGCGGGUCUGCCUUUACAAAGCGAUACAGUUUGAAGAAACAUAAACGUAUUCAUACCGGAGAAAAGCCGUAUGAAUGUUCAACAUGCCAUAUGAGGUUCACUUCGUCUAAUCACUUGAAACGACAUAUAAGAACUCACACUGGUGAAAAACCGUAUGCUUGUAAAUAUUGCGAGCGGGCUUUUGCUCAAAGUAAUGAUCUCGUUAAACAUUUAAAAUCUCAUUUGGGUGAUAAAAUUUACAAAUGUGAUAGAUGUGGGCAGUCCUUUAGAUUACAUACUGAACUUCGCGAUCAUCUAUAUCAACAUUAUCGCGAAGAAAAGCAGCUUCAACAGCAGUUGCUUGUCGUACAAGAAUUAAAGAAUCAAGAAAUGAAAGUUUCAAUAAAUUCUGAUAUCAAUAUAGUUAGCAAUACUAAUAUUAAUAUAGUUAAUAAUGCUGAUAACAACAUAGUUAGUAAUACUAAUAUUAGUAUAGUUAAUAAUGCUGAUAACAACAUAGUUAGUAAUACUAAUACCAACAUAAUUGUUAAUACUGAUAACAACAUAGUUAAUAAUAUUGAUAACAACAUCGUUAGUAAUGUCGAUAACAACAUCGUUAGUAAUGUUGAUAACAACAUCAUUAGUAGUGCUGAUACCAAUAUAGUUACUAAUCUAGAUAAUAAAACUAUAGUAUUAAAGUCUGAAAUCCCAGAAUCUGCAAUAUAUCCAAUGGAGUUGCAGUAUCAAUGUUCAAAUUGCGAUUCAAUUUUUCCUACUCCAGAAAUUUUACACGUACAUCAGAUUAAUGAACAUAAAAUUGAUAACUAGAAUUAAAAUUGCAUAUAAGGAUUUAAAAACCAGUUUUUUUUUUUUUUAAUCUAGGAAAACUGAUAAAUUUACAAGUUAAAGGAAUAAAAAUUUAUUUAAUGUAAA
Messenger RNA from Condylostylus longicornis, 2724 nucleotides. Its product is annotated as zinc finger protein 665-like. Lineage: Eukaryota; Metazoa; Arthropoda; Insecta; Diptera; Dolichopodidae. Gene Ontology annotation, molecular function: zinc ion binding. The record is from RefSeq and is a predicted model, not a curated record. The transcript is spliced from 9 exons. The coding region runs from base 61 to 2619 and encodes 852 amino acids. Gene Ontology annotation, cellular component: nucleus.